AUGGAUCGCUUCACGGAUUUGCGCCGCGUGCCACAUCACUUUUUUCGGCACACAGCCAACAUUUACGCAGGUGCCGCCCAGCUCUUUGGCUUCAAUCAGCGCACAUUUCUGGCCGUACAUAGCCGCGCGGUUGAUGGAGGCGAUACCGCCGCUGCCGCCGCCGAUGGCGAUGUAAUCAUAGUGUUUAGUCAUGACAAAGUGUCCUUAUCGUUGAUUACCGCGAUUGUAGCGCGAGACGUAAUAGGUGCCAGCAAUGGCUGCAAUUACUCCGGCACGAUCCAGCUUACGGUGGCGUGCCCGGUCCCUGCCGGACCCAGU
Messenger RNA from Auanema sp. JU1783, 318 nucleotides. NCBI's taxonomy places the organism in Eukaryota, Metazoa, Nematoda, Chromadorea, Rhabditida, Rhabditidae. The record is from the annotation of a GenBank genome assembly.